Amyelois transitella is the source of this 1338-nucleotide messenger RNA. RefSeq names its product polyglutamylase complex subunit TTLL1-like. The transcript has a single exon. The record is from RefSeq and is a predicted model, not a curated record. Lineage: Eukaryota; Metazoa; Arthropoda; Insecta; Lepidoptera; Pyralidae. Gene Ontology annotation, biological process: protein polyglutamylation; microtubule cytoskeleton organization. The coding region runs from base 1 to 1338 and encodes 445 amino acids. Gene Ontology annotation, cellular component: cilium. Gene Ontology annotation, molecular function: ATP binding; metal ion binding; tubulin-glutamic acid ligase activity.
AUGUCAAUUCGUAGCAAGAAAUUAACUUCUAACAUAUAUGGGCGUGUCGUGAAUACUCCCCCAGAUACGAAACACAUUCAUUUCUGCACGGAUUUCGAGAAAUCUACGGUUAUCAACACUUUUAGGAAUCGAGGAUGGAGACAAGUUGGCCCUGACGGUGAUUGGAAUAUUUACUGGUCUAAUACGGCAACCUGCCGAAAUCUGUUCAGUUUAGAUUCCGGCUUGCGACUCCGUGAUAACCAGUUAAUCAACCAUUUUCCCAAUCACUAUGAACUGGUCCGCAAAGACCUCCUUGUGAAAAAUAUUAAGAGAUACCGAAGGGAGUUAGAAAAAGAGUCCCACCCAUUGGCAGAGAAAACCGAAGUCAAACUCAGUAACGGACAUAUGACUCACAGAUAUUUGUAUUUGGAUAUUAUCCCAUUAACUUUUGUACUACCAUCAGACUACAACUUAUUCGUCGAGGAAUACCGAAGAUGUCCACAAAUGACGUGGAUCAUGAAACCUUGCGGCAAAUCCCAGGGCGAAGGCAUUUUUCUCAUAAACAAACUGUCAAAACUAAAAAAAUGGUCCAGAGAAUCAAAAAAAUAUUUACAACACCAUCUCGCAAGCAAGGACUCGUAUGUUAUAUCACGAUAUAUAGAUAACCCGCUUUUGAUCGGUGGGAAGAAAUUCGAUUUGAGGAUUUACGUCCUUGUUACAUCUUUUCGGCCUUUGAAGGCUUAUAUGUUUCGCCACGGAUUUUGUCGAUUUUGCACGAUGAAGUACGACACAAGCGUAACGGAGCUCGAUAACAUGUACGUACAUCUGACUAACGUGAGUGUACAAAAACACGGAGGAGACUACAACAGUAUACACGGAGGAAAGCUCGGCAUACAUAAUUUAAAAAUGUAUUUGGAAGGGACGCGAGGUCGGGAAGUGACCGACCGCCUAUUUGAAGCGAUACAGUGGCUCAUAGUACAUUCAUUAAAAGCGGUGGCGUCCGUGAUGUCUAAUGACCGGCAUUGUUUUGAAUGCUACGGGUAUGAUAUUAUAAUAGACAACAAUUUGAAGCCCUGGUUAAUAGAGGUGAAUGCGUCCCCUUCUAUGACAGCCACGACCGUCAACGAUAGAAUUUUGAAAUACAAAUUGGUUGAUAAUAUGUUAUCGGUAGUGCUGCCACCUGAUGGUGUUCCUGAUUCUCGUUGGGCUAAGUCACCAUCUGCAGAAGCCUUAGGCGACUUUGACGUUCUCAUAGAUGAAGAUUUAAUGUAUAAAGAUGAAGUGAAAGUCAAUUCUUCCCAAAUACGCGCUAAUGGACGUGAUAAUGCUGCGUAUGAUAGGUUCAAAACAAAUGUUUAA